AUGGUGGCACCGAAGUCUGCAGUGUUGCGCCAGGUCGGCACGCUCACAACAAAGAACUUUAUCAUCCUGAUUGCCCGCCAUCCUGUCUCGACCAUCUACACUGCUCUCCUCCUUCCGAUCAUCCUUACUGUCUAUAUUGGCAUUGGGAAGAACCUCAACAGCCCUCAGAACGAUUAUGGCAUUGCAGAGCCUCGACCGAUUCGGUCGCUUCAAGAUGGCCUUGGCGCCGCCAGUGGAUUGCGCAACGAAGUUGUGUUCGUCAACAACGGACUCUCAGGGGGUGAAAUCGAUCGGGUCAUAGAUUUUCUCUCGGAAGAGGUAACUAGAGCGGGGAAGAAUGUAAGGACGGUUGAGAGACCAUCCGAGAUAGGCCGUAUCUGCCGCUCUUCCUUUCGGGCAACCACAUCCUGCUAUGGCGCCGUCAUCUUCAACUCUUCUCCCAAUGAGGGCGAUGGCAGCAUCUGGAACUACACUCUGCGUGGGGAUGGCGCUUUCGGAUCAACGUUCAAGGUGGACAACGACAACAAUGAUGUUCAGAUUUACAUGCUUCCCCUUCAACGAGCUGUUGACUCUGCCAUAGCCAACGCAAAUUCCACCAUAGCCAACUUGGCAACUCUCAGUAACGUCCAAGAAUGGGGGUUCACAGAUGAGACAGAGGAGGAACGGCAAGCUAGCGCGAGGAGAAGAUACCAACAGACCCUUAUCGAUUACCUUGGAGUCUCGUUUGUUCUCGCGCUCAUCGGCGUCAGUUAUCAUUUACCCGGGCACGUUGCAACUGAGCGUGAGAAAGGCUUGUCCCAACUCAUCGACGCCAUGAUGUUAACUCGUUACGAGUGGGAAGCGCAGGUUGUCCGUAUGCUAUCGACUUUCUACUCGUUCGCAUCCAUUUAUCUCCCAGGCUGGAUUGUUGCUUCCAUUAUUGCGAGGAGCAUGAUAUGGAAGGAGUCAAACAUUGGCAUCGUGCUGGUGUUCUUCAUCUUGGGCGGUCUGGCACUCACUUCUCAAGCUCUACUUGGGGCUUCUUUCUUUAAGAAGGCUCAGCUUUCCGGAGUUAUCAACUCCUUGGUUUACGUCCUCCUAGGCGUCCUUGCACAAGCUCUUCCCAAUGCCAGUACCGGUGUCGUUGCAGUUUCGAGCCUACUUUUCACACCUUGUGCUUUUGUCUUUUUCAUCAAGUCUAUUGCACGGUUUGAAGCCGAGGGUCAAGCAAUGAAUAUGCUCAAGGUUCCGCCAAACAGCGCUUCUACUCUGCCCGGUAUUGUCAUCUGGAUCUUUUUGAUCGCCCAGCUCUUGGUAUAUCCGCUUCUUGCAGCCUUUUUUGAGCGCCAAAUACACGGCGUCGGUUCUGAGAGUCGCAGAAUUUACAAAGGCGAGGGCGUUCAACCACAAAAUGCUGUUACCAUUAGCGGGUUGUCCAAAAUUUACUCGCCCAGUAUAUUCCGCCGGAGUUUCUCAUUCAUCUUUCGAUCUCGACCUCCAACCGUUGCUGUCAACAACCUCGACCUGACAGCAAAACGGGGUGAGAUUUUAGCCCUUCUUGGGGCAAAUGGGAGCGGCAAGAGCACAACGCUUGAUGCCAUUGCUGGAAUGAACCGUUUUAACCAUGGUAGCGUUUCCAUUGAUGCAUCUGGAGGCAUUGGUAUUGCACCUCAGAAGAAUGUCCUCUGGGAUGAGCUGACCGUGGCUGAACAUAUCACCAUUUUCAACCAGCUCAAGUCUCCAGGGGGCACUGUUAAUGAGGAAGACCCAACCCUUUUGAUUACUUCCAUUGGGCUUGCUGCAAAACGAAAAGCUCAAUCCAAAACGCUUUCUGGAGGACAGAAGCGCAAAUUGCAGCUCGGUAUGAUGUUGACUGGUGGUAGCGCCGUCUGCUGCGUUGAUGAGGUGUCUUCUGGAAUCGACGCCCUAUCUAGGAGAAAGAUCUGGGACAUCCUUCUCUCCGAGAGGGGCAAAAGGACAAUCAUCAUGACAACGCACUUUCUUGAUGAGGCGGAUUUUCUGGCCGAUAACAUUGCGAUUCUAUCCAGGGGCAGUUUAAGAGCCGAAGGAUCUUCGGUGGCUCUCAAAAAUGCUCUUGGUGCUGGCUACCGGAUCCAUGUUCUCAACGCGAAGGAUGUCAGAGCGCCCCCAGAAGUGAGCGGCGUAACCAUGGUGGUUUCCUCGAAUACCACCGUUUACACUGCGCCUUCGUCCAGGUUAGCGGCUAAUGUUAUACGCACACUCGAAGCCCGUCAAAUUCCCUACAGGAUCUCAAGUCCCAACAUAGAGGACGUUUUUCUAAACGUGGCUGAAGAGGUCAAAGGGGAGCAACUCCAGUCACUUCAACAUGGAGAAGCUUGUGGAUCAACCGAAACAGGGCAAGAGCUCGCAGAGAAGGUCACAUCUGCCCAUGGCGAAAGAGACUUAAUGGGACUGCAGUCCGGCCGCCAGACAAGCUUCUUCGAACAGACUCCCGUCUUGGUACACAAGCGCUUCACAUUGUUCAAGACGAACUGGAUCCCACACGUCGUCGUAUUUAUCGCUCCGAUCAUCGCAGCUGCAAUCAUGCAGUUAUUGAUCGCCGACGAAGGUCCUACAAGCUGCGAUCCUGCAGACUUCGCCGGAUCAGGAGAUUUGGCUCGCUACAGAGCAGCUUUCAAAGAAGCCUCGAUAGCCGCUGGGCCGUCGUCAGCGUUAUCGACUUCCGUCAUUGGCAACUUCUUUGACUUUCUUACCCCUGUGUCGAACGGUUCCAUUGGAACCAGCAACAUCUCAUUGACCAACAGCUACCAAGACAUGGUACGGUUCAUCGAGGAAAACAGAAGAAACGUCACUCCUGGGGGUAUCUGGGCAGGCGACCAAGGAACUCCACCGACAGUUAUCUACAGAGCGGAUAACAACGCAAUCUACACUGCCGUCAUCGUUCAGAACUUUCUCAGUGUGAUGACAAGCAACAUCACCAUCGCCACCGUCUAUACACCAUUCGACAGUGUCAUUCCAAGUUCAACACUUACCACGGCUCAGCUGGCAAUAUACUUCAGCAUCAUCCUGUCUAUUAUCCCUGCCUUUUUCGGACUGUACCCGAACGUGGAGAGGCGAAAUCAUGUCCGCGGUUUGCAGUAUUCCAGCGGUGUUCAGUCAAUGCCUUUAUGGGCAUCUCAUCUGAUUUUCGAUUUUGGAAUCUUCUUCAUUCCACUCCUAGCAGCAGCGAUUAUCUUCACUCUGUCUUCUGACAUUUGGUACGCCCCGGGCUAUCUCUUCCCAGUCUUCCUUCUAUACGGCAUUACCUCCAUCCUUCUGUCCUACGUCUUUUCGCUGUUCACCAACAGCCAGGUUGCAACCUUCGCUGCAAUCAUGGCUUACAAUAGUGUCGGUUUCGCCAUUUAUCUAAUUGCCUUUCUCUAUAUUAUUACUUUCUCACCUGCCAUUGUGGCGGAUCGCAACAUACUCAUCGGUCAUUACACCAUCUCUGCUUUCUUUCCUGUGGCCUCUGUUUGCAGAGCCAUUCUUGUUGGUUUGAACACCUUCUCUCUAGCGUGCUCUGGAACAGGGUUUGGUUAUUCUGGGGCUUUGAAUGCCUAUGGUGGCCCUAUUCUCUAUCUCGUCAUACAGGCCAUCAUACUCUUCAGUAUCCUGCUAUAUAAUGACAGCGGGAACAAGAUACCGGUUUUCCUCAGACGGAAAAGAAGCUCUAUCGCUGGGUUAGUUCAAACGCAAGAGAACCCAGAGAUUGCCAAUGAGCUCUUGCGGGUCCAAUCGACCGGAAACGAUGACGGGCUUCAAGUCAAGCAUCUAACGAAGAGUUUUGGCGACUUCACGGCCGUCGAAAAUGUCUCAUUCGGCGUCCGUCACGGAGAAGUGUUUGCUCUACUCGGCCCUAAUGGUGCAGGCAAAUCCACAACGAUGUCGCUUAUCCGUGGUGACAUCCAACCUAGCAACAAUGGAGGCGAUGUUUUCGUCGAGAAAAUCUCUGUUGCCGACCAACGAGCCCUCGUCCGGUCGAAUCUUGGAGUCUGUCCCCAGUUCGAUGCCGUCGAUUCCAUGACAGUCAUUGAACAUCUUCGUCACUAUGCCAAACUGCGUGGUGUAUCCAAUGUCGAGCAGCAAGUUCGAGCAGUUAUCCGUGCAGUUGGCCUCGACGCACAUGUCAAUAUUAUGGCUCAUCAUUUGUCAGGUGGUAACAAGCGUAAGCUGUCCCUCGGUAUCGCACUCACGGGUAACCCGUCCGUUAUCCUCCUCGACGAGCCAUCAUCCGGUCUUGAUGCAGCAGCGAAGCGGAUCAUGUGGCGAACUCUCAGUACAAUUGUCCCUGGCCGCUCGAUUCUCCUCACCACUCAUAGCAUGGAAGAAGCUGACGCUCUAGCGAACCGGGCCGGGAUCGUUGCCCAGCGCAUGUUGGCUAUCGGCGAGGUUGAACAGUUGCAAAGUCGGUUUGGUGAUUCACUGUACGUGCAUCUGGUCAGUCGCUCCGCUCCACACUCGACAACUGAAGAAAUGGAGCAUAUACGUCAAUGGGUCGUCAAUGUGUUCCCAUCCGCCAGCGUUGAGUCUGCAACAUACCAUGGUCAGAUGCGUUUUUCGGUAUCUGCGUCGGACGUCUUGCAAAAAGCCCAACCGAACUGUCAUAACAAGAAUAUCUCUGAUGAUGAGAGGAGUCGCGAGCUCAGCGCUAUUGGCCAUCUGAUAACAAUGUUGGAAGACAACAAGAAUGCCCUCGGCAUCGAGCAUCAUAGUGUCAGUCCGACAACACUAAACGACGUCUUCCUCGCUAUUGUUGGACAACACGAUGUUCAGGAAGAGGGCUACGGAACUCAAACAGCUAGAAAGAAGACAAUUUGGCGAAAGAUUCUUCUCGGGUUCUGA
Molecule: messenger RNA, 4842 nt
Organism: Colletotrichum spaethianum
Lineage: Eukaryota; Fungi; Ascomycota; Sordariomycetes; Glomerellales; Glomerellaceae
Product: ATP-binding cassette sub-family A member 3
Exons: 1
Coding region: 1-4842 (1613 amino acids)
Biological process (GO): lipid transport; transmembrane transport
Cellular component (GO): intracellular membrane-bounded organelle; membrane
Molecular function (GO): lipid carrier activity; ATP binding; ABC-type transporter activity
Source: RefSeq, a predicted model, not a curated record